AUGUCUGCCCCCGACACCAACAAGUCCAGCGAGGGUAUCGUCGGCCAGAUCGGCAACUCCACCUCCAACGCUGCCAACUACAUCUCCAAGGUCUCUACUGAUAAUGCCAAAGCGGCAGCGAAACGAGCCAAGAUGAAGGAGAAAAACAAUCGCAACCGGAAGAAGCGCCGAGAGAAGGAGAAGCUUGAGCGCAAGAAUGUCAAAAAUCAAGCUCGUCUCAGUCCUGCACAGUAUGCACACUUGUCUAGUCUGGAUAUCCCUGGCCCUAUUGCUGACCUGGAUUGUGCAGGGACGAGGAAGAUGGAGUGA
Boeremia exigua is the source of this 309-nucleotide messenger RNA. RefSeq lists its product as uncharacterized. The coding region runs from base 1 to 309 and encodes 102 amino acids. The transcript is spliced from 2 exons. NCBI's taxonomy places the organism in Eukaryota, Fungi, Ascomycota, Dothideomycetes, Pleosporales, Didymellaceae. The record is from RefSeq and is a predicted model, not a curated record.